This is a messenger RNA of Sinocyclocheilus rhinocerous, 2339 nucleotides long. RefSeq names its product POU domain, class 6, transcription factor 1. The record is from RefSeq and is a predicted model, not a curated record. Gene Ontology annotation, biological process: regulation of transcription by RNA polymerase II. Gene Ontology annotation, molecular function: RNA polymerase II cis-regulatory region sequence-specific DNA binding; DNA-binding transcription factor activity, RNA polymerase II-specific. The coding region runs from base 586 to 2325 and encodes 579 amino acids. The transcript is spliced from 12 exons. Lineage: Eukaryota; Metazoa; Chordata; Actinopteri; Cypriniformes; Cyprinidae.
UCGAGCCAGCGCCAUUUUUUCAAUGCGAGACUCGGCCUGCAUAAAUUAUGUUCAUGACGUAGUGCAAAAGAGCAAAUUUGUGUUAAUUUUUCGGCACUUUUCUGCAGAUAAGGGUUUACCUUGGCUAUUAAGGUGCACUUGCUUCACCGGCACGACAGUUAACGGAGAGACGUCAUUAAAUAUUUAGUUAAAAAGAGGACCAGCGCUUUCCCGAGCCUCCUUAUCCAUGCAAAUAGCUCUUUUGUGUGCUUUCGUAGCGCGCGUCGGAAGCUGUGAAAUGAAUUUUUAAUUAUGCAUAUUUAAAACAAACUGUGGCAAAGCUCGCCGAAGGAGGAGAAAUAAAGAAAAUAUCCCACCUUUCAGCGGGGGUACUGUGGAGCUGGUAACAUCCCCUUCAACCACUAUGCAGAAUCAGUGAUCUCCUCAGAGCUUAGACUUCAUCAUGGACACUGAGGAUCUCCCUGCAAACAAUGCGCCACUCACCGUCAAUGAACAGCCAUUCACUGUCUGACUGCAGAAGUGUUUUCUCAGCUUUUAGGUUCCUGCACUUUGAAAUUCCCAGCACAAGACGACCAGGUCAUUGUCAUGUCAGGACAGGAGACCAUCCGUGUGCUGGAGGUGGAGGUGGAUACAGCCUUGUCCUCUUCAGGGGCUGAUGGGAAUGUGGAGUCAGGGGGCGAGGAGGCUGCUGUUCAGAGCCUGGAUGUAGCUGAGGAGGCUCCAUUGGACAGUCCAGUAACCACAAGCACUACCACAGCUGUGUCUGUGGAGGUCUCAGCACCUGCAGUACAGACCGUGGUCUCCAAAGCCCCCAUAAGUGUGCCUCCGGCCCAGCCACAGACUAGCGUUCCCAUCACUGUCCAGGCCUGCCCACAGGUCCUGACUCAGGAUGGUUUGGCCUCUCUGAUGACUGGCAUGCUUGCCCAGCAGGGUUCUCUGGGUCAGCCCCUGCUCAUACCUCUGAGUAUGGCUGGAUCUGUGGGGGGUCAGGGGGGUCUGGCAGUGCUCACCUGGCCCACCGCCACUGUCGCCACCCUCCCUGGUCUCGCUGCAGCCAGCCCUGCUGGAGGACUGCUGAAGCUGCCAUUUGCAGGACUGCAAGCUGCUACUGUGUUGAACUCUCUCCAGACGCAGCUGCAGUCACCUGCGCAGGCAGUCCUGCAGCCCCAGGUGUCUGCUCUGCAGGCGGCUGUGCAGCCAACGCAGACCACACCAGCCACCACUGCGUCUGUUGUUCAGAAGGUGUCAGAGCCCAGUGCCUCGGUCGCAACACUUCAGACUGCAGGCCUGUCCAUCAACCCUGCUAUUAUUAGUGCAGCUUCUCUGGUAGCUCAGCCUCAGUUCAUCAGCUCUCUCACUACAACUCCCAUCAUCACCAGUGCCAUGUCUAAUGUGGCAGGACUCACGGGUCAACUCAUUACCAAUGCACAGGGCCAGGUAAUUGGAACACUUCCCCUGCUGGUCAACCCUGCAUCACUGGCUGGAGCUGCAGCAGCCUCUGCGUUACCUGCUCAAGGUCUGCAGCUCCAGACUGUGUGCCCACAGCUGUUCCUCAACUCCCAGGGCCAGAUCAUUGCUACAAUAGGAAACGGUCCAACAGCUGCUGCCCCGUCCGCCGCCUCCGUCCUCCCCAAAGCCACUGUGCCCCUGACACUCACCAAGACCAGCACACCGGGUCCUGUUGGGAAAGUGGCGCCAUCUAAAGUCAUUAUUGCUCCCCAGCCGCAAGUGGUUAAAUCAGUCACAUCCCUCACCUCUACCGGUGCCAUCGCCUGUGGAGACAUGCCUACAGUGGGGCAGCUUGUCAGCAAACCACAGUCUGCUGUGAAUGAAGAAGAGGCCAUUAAUCUGGAGGAGAUCCGAGAGUUUGCCAAGAAUUUUAAGAUUAGACGGCUCUCUCUGGGGUUAACACAGACUCAAGUGGGUCAGGCUCUCACCGCUAUGGAGGGUCCCGCCUACAGUCAGUCAGCCAUCUGCAGAUUUGAGAAGCUUGACAUCACUCCUAAAAGUGCCCAGAAGUUGAAACCUGUGCUGGAGCGCUGGCUGGCAGAGGCUGAGCUCUGGAAUCAGAAAGGUCAGCAGAACUUGAUGGAGUUUGUGGGCGGAGAGCCCUCCAAGAAGCGCAAGAGGAGAACCAGCUUCACACCGCAGGCCAUCGAGGUCCUCAACACUUACUUUGAGAAAAACUCCCUUCCCACUGGCCAAGAGAUUACAGAGAUUGCCAAGGAGCUGAACUACGACCGAGAGGUGGUUCGGGUCUGGUUUUGUAACCGUCGACAGACUCUGAAAAACACUAGCAAGAUCAGCUUGUUUCAGGUCCAGUAGAGCUAUGGUACGUC